This is a messenger RNA of Mesorhabditis spiculigera, 984 nucleotides long. NCBI's taxonomy places the organism in Eukaryota, Metazoa, Nematoda, Chromadorea, Rhabditida, Rhabditidae. The record is from the annotation of a GenBank genome assembly.
AUGUGCUGCAAGCUAAAGACGUUCGUACGGCUCGUCAAUGGGUACAACAUCAUCUACAACCUGCUGGUCGCCGUCGUCCUCGGCUCUCUGACCGUACUUCUAUCGACGAUUCGUGGCCCAUGCGCAUGUUAUCUCGCGGUGGUUCCCGACGUCUCGUUGAACCACAGCAGCUACGAAGGAAUCGAGAAGAACUACAUGCGUUUCGACGUUCAGCAGCGCGAGGAAUAUCGCCACGAGUGCGAGGCCUGGCUGAACCACAUCGCCAACCGGGACAAAGAGAAGCGCAUGGACGAGAUGUACGACCUUGGCAAAUAUGCGCCGGAAGUGAAUGUCGGUCUCGAGCACGUCGAGUCUCCACUACUCCCUCCGAAACGCCGUCCGAUCGUCAUGACCACUUCCACGGAGAUGCCUCACUUCACCAUAUCCAAGAUGAUAUUCGUCAAUAGACUGUGUGUACUCUCCCAAAACGCCUGGGUGUUUGGCUGGUUUGUGCUGUUGCCCAUCUUUGCCAUCUUCGCGACGGUGCUCUCAUGUAUCGGAUCGUGGAAUGAGAACCAGUGGGGCUGGCAGACGCCCGCCAUCUGCGCCACGGCGAUCGCCCUCAUCCUCUCGGCGGUGCUCCUCUGGCAUACGGCUAGUGUGUUGCGUGACUGGCUUUACACCCUCUUGGCUCUGUACAUCCCGGUCCACCUGGUCGCCUACCUGCUGGUGCUGCUCGGCUUUGCGCGCUGGGCGUACAACACGGCCCGCGAGGAAUAUCGUCUCCUGCCCAUCCAACCCACCCAAGCCGAUGUGACGGAUGGGCCGAGUCAUCGAUCAAACAGCAGCCAUCGUGCGACGACACAUCGCGAACGGGCUCCACAUCCAUCCAAGAGAUCCGCCAGGUCAUCGGGAAGAUCAUCUGCCCAAAGUGAUGGACGGAUCAAGCGUCGCCCUAGCCGUCAUUCCCGGAAGGCCCUCAGCUCUCGCAGGAGCAACCGUAGC